Thermochaetoides thermophila DSM 1495 is the source of this 2616-nucleotide messenger RNA. RefSeq lists its product as uncharacterized. Bases 1 to 2616 code for a protein of 871 amino acids. Gene Ontology annotation, cellular component: nucleus. The transcript has a single exon. Gene Ontology annotation, molecular function: RNA polymerase II CTD heptapeptide repeat phosphatase activity. NCBI's taxonomy places the organism in Eukaryota, Fungi, Ascomycota, Sordariomycetes, Sordariales, Chaetomiaceae. The record is from RefSeq and is a predicted model, not a curated record.
AUGUCCAAAACCGUUAAGUUGGGGUCCCGCUUGCGGUACCCCAUCACCAUCGUCAAACUGCUCAAAUCGCCCGGCGAUCCGAUCAAGAAGCAGGAGCCCGUUCUCACGUACUCCUUCAAGUGGAUGAGGGAGGUUGGCGAUUCGAUCCGCGGCGAGACAUGGCAAGUAGAGCAGACAACCGUGGUCACCUGGGAAUCGCCCGCCGAGGGCGACCUUACAAAGUGGCUGAUCAAGGAGGGCCAGUACAUCACAGCGGAUACACCCUGUCUGGUAGUCAAGGAGUCCUGCCCACACGAUAUCCAAUUUCAGGGUUUGUGCGGCAUCUGCGGCAAGGACAUGACCGAGGUCAACUGGGCUGCCGAAACGCAAGACACAGAACGCGCCCCGAUUAGCAUGGUCCACGAUCAGACCAACCUACGGGUCGGUGCUGAACACGCGCAAAGAGUUGAGCAGGAACUUCAGCGUCGACUUCUCCAGAGUCGGAAACUCAGCCUGGUAGUCGACUUAGACCAAACCAUCAUCCAAGCUUGCAUCGAUCCUACCGUCGGCGAGUGGCAGCGUGAUCCCACGAAUCCCAACCACGACGCGGUCAAGGACGUUAAGUCAUUCCAGCUUGAUGACGGUCCGUCAGCUCUUGCUAGGAAGUGCUGGUACUACAUCAAGAUGCGCCCCGGCCUUGAGGGUUUCCUAAAGCGCAUCUCCGAAAUGUAUGAGCUGCACGUCUACACCAUGGGCACACGUGCCUACGCACAGAACGUGGCACGUGUUGUCGAUCCCGAUCGGAAGCUGUUCGGAAACCGUGUCAUCAGUCGCGACGAGAACGGCAAUAUCUACACAAAAAGCUUGCAGCGUUUGUUCCCUGUGAGCACAAACAUGGUUGUUAUCAUCGACGACCGUUCGGAUGUGUGGCCUCGAAACCGACCGAACCUGAUCAAGGUCUCGCCAUACGAGUUCUUCAAAGGCAUCGGAGAUAUCAACUCUAGCUUCUUACCGAAACGGCAGGACCUGCUGACGGCCGAGCCCAAGAUUAAUGGUGUGGGAAAGAGGGAGGAUAAGAAGGUCGUAUUCGCGAAUAACGAUAAGAAUGACGCAGCGGCACGUCAAGCCAUCGUCAAUGGUCAGGAGGAUGUGGCACUCACCCAGAGACAGCUUGAAGACCAGGAGCGUCAAUUGGAGAAACAGCUUAAGGACAGGCCACUUCAACACUUGCAGGAGCAACUGGACCGUGAAGAUGAAGAAGCCGAGAAAGCCUCGGUUCAAUCAGAAGACGGAUCCGAGUUGCGCUCAUCGUCUCCUCCGCCACAUCGACAUCGGGUUCUCCAAGAUGAUGACAACGAGCUCGAGCACCUUGAGAGACACCUCCGGACACUGCAUGCUGCUUUCUAUGCUGAAUAUGAUGCCCUGCGGGAGAAGCACCAUGUGGACGCACAUAUUGACUUUGCAGCGGUUCCGGACGUUGGUGCCAUUCUCGAUGAACUCAAGAGUAGAGUGCUGCGUGGCUUCAAAAUUGUGCUUUCUGGUGUGUUGCCGAGGAAUGUCGACAUUUACGAAUCGGAGAUCGGCCUGCAAAUCAUGAGUUUUGGAGCCGAGCUCCGCCCGAGCAUCACGUCUGACGUAACCCAUCUCGUCGUGAAUGUCCAGCAACCAGGAAUAGAGAAGCUGAUGGCGGCCAGGCGCCGUCCUCAUAUCAAGAUCGUCAGUCAGCAAUGGCUGGCUGACUGCUUCAGUCGAUGGGAGGCGGUGGACGAGACACCUUAUUUGUUUACUGCCCGGCUUGCUGACGAGGUUGUGGACCACUUGAAGGACGAAAUUAGCGAUGCAGACGACGAGGACACGGAAAAUAAGACCCCCAACGGCAAAGUCGGGCGGCGCAGGCCGCUCAAGCUCAAGCUGAUAGAUCCAACUGGGCAGGCGACUGAUGUUGAGCAGGCCAUCGAAGAUGAAGAUGGCCUCGAAGAUGAGGAUGGGUUGAUUCCUGAUGACAUUGAGGAGGGUCAGCCAUCACCUAUCGAUGGGCUCAAGACUUUCAACUGGGGUGAUGCUGACGAGGAACUCAAUGAGUUUCUCGCAAGCGGCUCGUCGGAUGAAGAUGAAGACGAGGAGGAUGACGAGGACUACGUGCCCAAGGAGGAUGAAGAAGAUGAGUCGUCAUCAGAGGACUCUGGGUCCCACAAUAGCGGAAGCCGGAGCGCCACCCCCAGCGGGAGCCCGAGCAGAAAACGCAAGCUAUCUGAAGAGAUCGAGGAAGAUGACGAAAACAAUUCGACCGCAUCAAGUAUAACACAGGAGGCUGAGCAGCAAGCUAAACGCCUCCGGAGGACAAAGUCCCCGUUGCCAUCAACCCUUCGGGCUGAAUAUGCUGCUGGCGAGAAGGGCACCACGGAGGAGAGUGUGCUGCCCACGCCCAGCGGCACGGGCGAUGAAGUCGAUGAACAACAGUCUGGCGCUGCCGGCAGCGAGCAGAAGCAGUCAGAGGAAGUUGAUGAUGAUGAUUUUGAUGAAGCCGCUCUGGAGGCGGAGCUCGAGGCCGAGUUUGAGGCCGAGCUGCAUGGUAUCAUGGCCGAAGAAGCGGCCGCAGAGAAUCAUUUAGAAGGGCAGGAGCUAGAGAAGGGUUGA